Acomys russatus (golden spiny mouse) is the source of this 2173-nucleotide messenger RNA. It is a transcript of the gene Eif2s2, whose product is annotated as eukaryotic translation initiation factor 2 subunit beta. Gene Ontology annotation, biological process: formation of cytoplasmic translation initiation complex; translational initiation; formation of translation preinitiation complex. The coding region runs from base 153 to 1154 and encodes 333 amino acids. The record is from RefSeq and is a predicted model, not a curated record. Gene Ontology annotation, cellular component: eukaryotic translation initiation factor 2 complex. NCBI's taxonomy places the organism in Eukaryota, Metazoa, Chordata, Mammalia, Rodentia, Muridae. The transcript has 9 exons. Gene Ontology annotation, molecular function: mRNA binding; translation initiation factor activity; translation initiation factor binding.
UUUGAGAGGAGGGCGGGGUGUCGGUCCCUUUCGCUGAUGCAAGAGCCUAGCGCGGUGCUGCGAGAGGUUUCGGGAGGAGCUGCGCCGACUCCGGGUUCUGACGCCGAGCGGUCUGACUUCUCGUCCGUGCCGAAGCCGCCCGAGCCGCAGCUAUGUCGGGGGAGGAGAUGAUUUUUGAUCCUACUAUGAGCAAAAAGAAAAAGAAGAAGAAGAAGCCUUUUAUGUUAGAUGAAGAAGGUGAUACCCAAACAGAAGAAACCCAGCCCUCAGAGACAAAAGAAGUGGAGCCAGAACCAACUGAAGACAAAGAUAUAGAAGCCGAUGAAGAGGACAGUAGGAAAAAAGAUGCUUCUGAUGACUUAGAUGACUUGAACUUCUUUAACCAAAAGAAAAAGAAGAAAAAAGCAAGAAAGAUAUUUGAUAUUGAUGACGCUGAAGAUGGUGUAAAGGACCUUAAGAUUGAAAGUGAUCCUCAAGAGCCAGCUGAGCCAGAGGAUGACCUUGAUAUUAUGCUUGGUAAUAAAAAGAAGAAGAAGAAGAAUGUGAAAUUCCCAGAUGAAGAUGAAAUACAAGAAAAAGAUGAUGUUGUAGAAGAAGACGACAGCAAAAAAGAUGAUGGCAUUUCAUUCAGUAACCAGACCGGGCCAGCUUGGGCAGGAUCAGAAAGAGACUACACAUAUGAGGAGUUGCUGAAUCGAGUGUUUAACAUCAUGAGAGAAAAGAAUCCAGAUAUGGUUGCUGGAGAGAAGAGGAAAUUUGUUAUGAAACCUCCACAGGUUGUCCGAGUAGGAACCAAGAAAACUUCCUUUGUCAAUUUUACAGACAUCUGUAAACUAUUACAUCGUCAACCCAAACAUCUCCUCGCAUUUUUAUUGGCAGAAUUGGGUACAAGUGGCUCUAUAGAUGGUAAUAACCAACUUGUAAUCAAAGGAAGAUUCCAACAGAAACAGAUAGAAAAUGUCUUGAGAAGAUAUAUCAAGGAAUAUGUCACUUGUCACACAUGCCGAUCACCGGACACAAUUCUACAGAAGGACACCCGACUCUAUUUCUUACAGUGUGAAACUUGUCAUUCUCGAUGCUCUGUUGCCAGUAUUAAAACUGGCUUCCAGGCUGUCACAGGCAAGCGAGCACAGCUCCGUGCCAAAGCUAACUAAUUUGCUAAUCACCAUUGAUUUUUCCAAAAUGUGGUGAGAUUUGGCUGGACAGGUUACCAUCAGAGUGGAUGUACCAUUGAGUUAAAAGGUAGAAAAGCUGCCAAGUUCUUUGCCGAGUGAUUGAUCUGAAACCCUUGCAAGAUGCUGAUACUCAAGCUGUUGACAUAUUCGUUGCCUACUUUAACAACUGUCUGAGCGUGAUGGGGUAAGGAGGUGCUUUUAAAAAUCGUUCAGUCUGUAAAAUGCAAGAUAAAUUAAAGUUAUUAUAACAGUAAUUCUUCCUAUUUGAUCUGUCCUUCGGUUUUCUUUUCUACAAUAAAGUGCUCAUUCAAUUUAGCAAAAAACAAAACAACAAACUUGGUUCCUGGGCUUUGGCAAGUUCUUUGUCCUCAGAAACUGAAUACUGGCAGAUAGUGGAGCUGGGCAGCCAUUUUCCUUUUCAGCCUCUCUCGGGCUACAUGGCCAGGGUACGAGUGGUUAGAAUGUAAGAUAUACAGAACACCAGCCUGUUGUUAGUGUUUAGAGACUGACUGGAGGUUUGCAGUCUUUCCUUUUGUGAGGAUUGUUGCUACUACCUCACAACCAAUUCAUCAUUCCCUCAUGUGACAACAGCUGGAACUACCAGGUGCUAGGUGCCCCCUCUUUGGAAUUCUGUUAUAGGCCGUUACGCCCUAUACAAGACAUAGUAAAGCUAGCUAGGCCUCUUUGUUUUUAAGGAAGCAUGUGUAGUACAGAGAAAUUAUCUUCGUUCUAAACAGAAGCACUUCUCCAACCUGUGAUCUAGGUCAGUGUCGCCCUGCCCUCCAAACGCUUUUCUGUGCUAAACUAACAUGAAUGUGACUGAGAAACUAAGAGAUGCUGCUGCGUAUGUGGUCUUGCUGUUACCUCCAGCUCUGAUUCCUGAGGACUUAGUCUGGUAUUCUCCAUUGGUGCACAGGAGGGUCCAUCUUGUGGCUCUGUGCUGUAAUCUGCCUUACUUGUACCCACCAAGUUAAGGAUAUACAUGGUGCUCCUCACUU